CACCAGCCCACCACCGCCUCCCUCCUCGUGCUCCUCCCGUUCGUCCCCAUCCAAAAAACACACUUAUUUUGCAGCAAGCACCCUUAAGAAUCGCUUCAGUACUGCAGUGACGCGCGGUGAAGAAACAGAGCAAGGAAGAGAUGUCUGUGCAGUGCGCGGCGCACGCGGUCCGGGCGCUCGCCGCGCUCCCGGCGCCGGCCUCCCCUCGCCGCCGGGCGACCUGUGUUUCCUUGUCCCUUCUGCCACGCCGGCCGGGGCGCGCAGUCGCGCCCGUACGCGCGGCGGAGCCGUCGUCACCUCCUGCCGCGGCGCCCGCUGCGCAGCCAUCCGGCGCCUCGACCGGCAAGGCUGUCAUCCCGGACGACGAAUUCUCCCUCGCCAAGGUGUCCUUCGGUGUGAUUGGGCUGGGAGUUGGGAUCUCGCUUCUGUCGUAUGGGUUCGGCUCGUAUUUCAAUCUGCUUCCCGGCUCGGAGUGGUCAGCCCUGCUGCUAACCUACGGGUUUCCUCUCACAAUCAUCGGCAUGGCCUUGAAGUAUGCAGAAUUGAAACCAGUGCCCUGCAUAACCUACGCUGAUGCUUUUGCUUUAAGAGAAAAGUGUGCCACCCCUAUUCUGAAGCAGGUCAGGAGUGAUGUAACUCGUUUUAGAUAUGGUGAUGAGCAGCAUCUGGAUGAAGCGCUACAGCGAAUCUUUCAAUAUGGUUUGGGUGGUGGCAUUCCUAGACGUAGUGCACCUAUAUUACAAAAAAUUCGAGAAGAAGUAACUGAGGAUGGGAAAUAUAGUUUAGUACUCGUAUUUGAAGCCAAAGCAUUGGAGCUGUCUGAUUUUGAGAAGAGACAGGCAAAAUUCACCUCCUUUUUUGGACCUGGGAUUAAGGCGGAAAUUGGAAAAGGUGGUGAUGAUCUAUAUGAAGUUCGUCUUAUCUCAGAGAGCACUUAGAAACGAACUUUGGGAAUUCCCUCAAAUGCAAAAGUAGAAUUAUUUCUUCUCUUUCUUUGAUCCACUGAUAUUUGCAUAUAUGAUGUUAAUAGUGUCAUAUUUUACCCUUCUUUUUUAUUUUUGGCUUCUCAGCUUUGAUAGCUAUUGGUUGUUGACUCUUGACUGCGACCUACCACUUUCAUACACUCCAUGGGCAUGUGCAAAGAAAAAGCUAUUGUAACAUAGAUGUAAAUGAACUUGAUUGGGAAUGCUGUCCAUAUAGUUGAAAGGUAUUUAGCCCCUUUCUUCAUGGAACUCUUCAGGAAGUUUCAA
Molecule: messenger RNA, 1250 nt
Organism: Setaria italica (foxtail millet)
Lineage: Eukaryota; Viridiplantae; Streptophyta; Magnoliopsida; Poales; Poaceae
Product: thylakoid membrane protein slr0575
Exons: 9
Coding region: 141-938 (265 amino acids)
Source: RefSeq, a predicted model, not a curated record